AUGGAGAUUCAUCGUUGUCGCUUUGUCGACUAUACGCCGCACACGAUAACCUCGCUAGCAUUCUCCUCGGCGCCGAGUCUAGCUGGACCCGCACCGAAAGAUUUGCGUUUGGCAGUGGGCCGAUCCAACGGCCAGAUUGAAAUCUGGAACCCCAGGAAUAACUGGACCCACGAGUUGACACUCGCUGGCUCAAAGGGGAGAUCAGUUGAAGGAUUACGCUGGGUUGGAGCAAGACUCUUUUCCAUAGGUGGGUCUACUUAUAUCACCGAGUGGGAUUUGGUCAAGGGCCAGCCAUUGGUUAAUUACGACUGUAACGCUGGUGUCAUUUGGAGUGUUGCAAAUAGUGCAUCGGGGGACAAGUUGGCUGUUGGAUGCGACGAUGGAUCGGUUGUGGUCGUUGACAUUUCAGGCGGGUUGGGGUCGCUAGAAUACGACAUUAUAUGCCAAAGACAAGAUGCGAGAGUCUUGAGCCUCGAGUGGAACAAGGAUGGACAAAUCAUUGGCGGGUGUGCCGACGGGAGGAUUCGAGUUUGGAGCUACUGCGAAGAAACAAAAGGAAGAAUACUAUCGACAAUGAGGGUCGAUAAAUCCAGGACUGAAAGCACGUUGGUGUGGUCAGUGCAAGUCUUGAGUGAUAAGCAGCAGUUAAUCACCGGAGACUCAACUGGUCACGUCAAAAUUUGGGACUUGAAAUUUUUCACCUUGAUUCAAAGUUUGAAAAUCCAUGAUGCUGAUGUACUUUGCAUCGUGGCCAAUUCCAAGGAGGACAAGUUUUUUACUGCUGGUAUAGAUCGAAAGAUUCAUCAGUUUGAUUUGCUCAAGACUAAAAACAGCUCAAAGUGGGUGCAUAGCCAAAACAGGCUUUUGCAUUCAAACGAUAUUAGGUCGCUUGCUAUAUACGAGAGCAAGAACUUGAAUAUUUUGGUGAGCGGAGGAGUUGAAAGAAGUAUAAUUGUGCAAAGCAUAGAGCAGUUCCAUGACGGCAACUAUAAAAAGUUGUUGUUGGACCAACAGCAAAGUAAUGUUGUUGUGGAUGAAGAGUCUAGAAUGAUUGCCAUGUGGCAGGACCAAACAGUAAAAGUGUGGAUAAUCUUGCAGUCUGGGAAACAUAAGCUUAUUGCCAAGUUGACCUUAUCGGAUGAUGAAAAUAUCACCAGUGUGGAUUUAAAGGGAAACAUCUUGGCGGUAUCGCGAAUGACUUCGGUCAAAGUGUUUGAGUUGGUGGAACAGGCCUCGGAAAAGUAUGCAAUUGAGAAAAUCAGGGACUCAAAUUUCGACUCGUUGAUUUCCGGAGCCAAGAUUGUCAAAUUACUUCAAGAUUACAAGCUCUUGGUGUUGACUCCCGAAGAGGAGCUAUACAUGUUUACGAUUGACCUAUCCGAGAGUAAAGUUAACUUGGACGAGGAAAUUGAGUUGAUCGAAGCAGAAUCGAAUGCAUCGGUGCCUCACCAAAAUUGCAUCAAUCACUUGACAUGUACGCCCGACUCGCUGCAGAUUGUCAUUUCGAGAACCAAUGGCUCGAUUGAAAUAUACCCUCUAGGAGGUGAAGAGGCUUAUAUUUUGACGAAAACAAUGUCUGCAUAUCCACACCUUAUAGCAUGCCACGGCAAUGAGAAGUUGCUCGUGUUGACUGAUGAAAAUAAGCUUUACGAGUUCAACAUUGCCAAGUCGGCUCAGUUGCUCACCAAUUGGACAAGACGUAAUAGCGAGUUUCUCCCGAAGCGAUUCACCAAUUUGGAAGAUAAGCCGCAGGGACUAUUCUGUAAAGAUUCCAAAGCUUGGAUUUAUGGCACAACGUGGUUGUGCUAUUUCGACAUGCUGAAAAACGUGCCUAUAAGUGAAUUGCACAAGAACAUCAACACCAAGAACAGGAAAAGAAACAGGAAUGGUUUGACCAUCACUGGCGGUGAUGAUAGUAACGGUAACCUGGCUGAUGCCCAGCAAUUAGAAUACAGUUUGAAGCAAAGUGAAGUUGACAAGAUGAAGAAACAGAUUAUCGAAGAAGGAGAAGAAGAAGGGGGACAAGAUGAAGACAUGAACGACGAUUCGCCUGAAAAGAAGCAACAGCAUCAGCAACAACAACUGCUGUUUUGGAUCACGGAGAAGUACAGGCCAAUUUUGAAAGUUGCCAGUUUUGGCACUAACGGAUUGGUCGUUGUUGAAAGACCUUAUUUUGCAUUGCCUACAACUCCCGCAUUCAACUUGCCAAAAUUUAGAGUUUAA
Messenger RNA from Lodderomyces beijingensis, 2223 nucleotides. NCBI's taxonomy places the organism in Eukaryota, Fungi, Ascomycota, Pichiomycetes, Serinales, Debaryomycetaceae. The record is from the annotation of a GenBank genome assembly.